This is a messenger RNA of Sesamum indicum (sesame), 2739 nucleotides long. RefSeq lists its product as uncharacterized. Gene Ontology annotation, molecular function: serine-type endopeptidase activity; oligopeptidase activity. The record is from RefSeq and is a predicted model, not a curated record. Gene Ontology annotation, biological process: proteolysis. Gene Ontology annotation, cellular component: cytosol. Lineage: Eukaryota; Viridiplantae; Streptophyta; Magnoliopsida; Lamiales; Pedaliaceae.
GGAAGAUGUUGCCGUCCCCUGAUAUCCGCCAACGCGAUCCAAUUCAAAUUCCAGUAAAGAAUGUUGUCAUGCACGCGCCACGUGCACACUAAUCUCUCCUCCCCCCUCCUAAAUACCUUGACGCGCCGCCUGUUAUUUUUCCGCUCCCUCACGUCUCUUACCUGCUCUUCUUCGCUUCCGUCGCCCAAAAGUUUCUCCUCUCGCUUUCUGCCGCCUACUUUGUCCACAGCUCCAAGAAUGGGAUCAUUCUCCGCCUUUGACGGGCUUUUGCAGUACCCCGUUGCUCGUCGGAACGAGUCUGUGGUUGACAAUUAUCAUGGUGUUAAGGUCCCAGACCCUUAUCGAUGGCUUGAGGACCCUGAUUCAGCGGAGACAAAAGAGUUUGUGGAAAAGCAGAUGAAAUUGACGGAUUCUGUGCUUAAGACCUGCGAAACAAGGGAAAAGCUUCGUGAAAAGCUUACCAAAUUAUAUGACUUUCCCAAGUAUACUGCUCCAUUUAGGCAAGGUGACAAGUACUUUUACUUCCAUAACACCGGCCUACAACCACAAACAGUCCUAUAUGUUCAGGAUAGUUUGGAUGGGAAACCUGAGGUUUUGCUUGAUCCAAACACUCUAAGUGAUGAUGGGACUGUAGCACUGAGUGCAUACGCGGUUAGUGAGGAUGCAAAGUACUUGGCCUAUGGCACUAGUUCAAGUGGGAGUGAUUGGGUUACCAUUAAAGUUUUGCGGAUUGCUGAUAAGAGCACUGAGCCGGAUACCAUUUCAUGGGUUAAGUUUUCAAGUAUUAGUUGGACACAUGAUAGCAAGGGUUUUUUCUAUAGCCGUUAUCCAGCUCCUAAGGAAGGGGAGAAGUUGGAUGCUGGAACUGAGACUCAAGCGAAUCUAAACCAUCAAAUUUAUUAUCAUUUUUUGGGUACUGACCAGUCUGAAGAUAUCUUAUGCUGGAGCGAUCCAGAAAAUCCUAAACAUACCCUCUCUGCUUCAGUCACAGAGGAUGGGAAGUACGUUCUUCUGUAUAUUGGAGAAAAUUGUGAUCCUGUGAACAAGGUUUAUUACUGUGACCUAUUAUCACUUCCCAAAGGACUUGAAGGUUAUAAGGGGAAAAAAGAAUUGCUUCCUUUUGUCAAGCUUGUUGACAAGUUUGACGCUUCCUAUGAGUAUGUUGCUAAUGAUGACACGAUUUUCACCUUCCUCACUAAUAAGGAUGCUCCAAGAAACAAGCUAGUCCGAGUUGAUCUGAAAGAGCCUAGUUCGUGGACUGAAGUACUCCAAGAAGAUAAAAAAGACGUGCUUGAAUCUGCUACAGCUGUAAAUGGCAACCAAAUCAUAGUGAAUUAUUUGAGUGAUGUGAAAAAUGUUCUGCAAAUAAGGGAUCUAAAAACAGGUUCCCUUUUGCACCAUUUACCACUCGAAAUUGGGUCAGUAUCUGAGAUAUCUUCUCGACGCAAAGACAGCAUAAUCUUUGUUGGCUUUACAAGCUUCCUUAUCCCAGGCAUUAUAUAUACGUGCAACUUACAAGGCGAGGCCCCGGAUCUGAGAAUCUUCCGAGAAAUAGUUGUCCCUGGCUUUGACAGGAGUGAAUUUGAAGCCAGUCAGGUUUUUGUGCCCAGUAAAGAUGGCACUAAAAUCCCAAUGUUUAUAGUGGCUAGAAAGGGGCUUUCCUUGGAUGGAUCUCAUCCUUGUUUACUGUACGGAUAUGGUGGAUUUAAUAUCAGUAUUACACCAUAUUUCACCGCAAGCCGCAUUUUGAUCGCAAAGCAUUUAGAUGGUGUCUUUUGCAUUGCGAACAUACGCGGAGGAGGAGAGUAUGGGGAAGAAUGGCAUAAAGCUGGUGCGCUUGCAAAGAAGCAGAAUUGCUUUGAUGACUUCAUAUCAGCUGCUGAGUAUCUUGUCUCUGUUGGUUAUACCCAACCGAAGAAGUUGUGCAUUGAAGGUGGAAGCAAUGGGGGGCUCCUUGUUGGGGCUUGUAUUAAUCAAAGACCUGAUCUUUUUGGCUGUGCUCUUGCUCAUGUUGGUGUUAUGGACAUGCUAAGGUUUCAUAAGUUUACCAUUGGCCAUGCAUGGACCUCAGACUAUGGAUGUUCAGAUAAGGAGGAAGAGUUCAAUUGGCUAAUUAAGUACUCGCCCUUGCAUAAUGUUAGGAGACCUUGGGAUAAGACUUCUGAUAAAGCCACUCAGUAUCCAUCCACUAUGUUGUUGACGGCAGACCACGAUGAUCGUGUUGUCCCUCUGCACUCACUGAAGUUAUUGGCGACCAUGCAACACGUUCUAUGCACGAGUGUGGAGAAAAGUCCUCAAACCAACCCAAUCAUCGGGCGCAUAGAACAGAAGGCUGGACAUGGAGCUGGAAUGCCAACACAGAAAAUAAUUGACGAAGCUGCAGAUAGAUAUGCCUUCAUGGCUAAGGUGGUAGAUGCAUCCUGGAUCGACUAGACCUAAUGCCAUUUUGGGUGAAGUCUACAAAAUCUGGAAAUAAGUGAAAGAUGCUUUCUUCAUUGCUGCUGCUCUGCCUUGGGAAAAAGAAUGUAUACUAUGGGAGCCGACAUACUACUCGUAGGUGGAGUUGGUUUUAUGAAAAACAUACCAAGUAAUCAGAACAGUAUUGCUUCACAUUGCCCUUUAGCGUAAAUUAUGCCUGUCCAGGAUUUUUCACAUUAAAUUAUACGAAAAUCAUCAGUACGUCAACGAAUUCUUGGAGUCGACCUAAGAUAUAUAUAUAUAUAUAUAUUUUUCUUAUUA